UAGGCGAUAGGAAACUACACCCCCCAAGAUUCCCCGUGGUUUAAAUGACCUAGUUUCUGCAGCUUUGAUCCAAGAAGUACUUGGCUCACUCUUUAUUAUUAUUAUUUUUUUUUUUAAAUUGACAUUCAUUUCAUAAACAGAUAACCAUUGCUUCUGCAUCAUGACGGCUAAUGUAGCUUACCCACCUUUUCAACUGGGUAAGGCCCGGUACGAUCAGACCACGUUUUCCGGCAGGCUACGACACUACAUGGAUAUCAUUGACCCACGGAUGCUCUUUGUAACAGAGAGCCAUUUGAAGGAAUCUCAGAAGCUGCUUGAUGAUUUUAAACAUGGAAGUCUACCCCCAGGAGUUUCGGAUAAGCAGCUCUGGGAAGCCCAGAAGAUCAAGCAGGCUAUCAUCCACCCGGAUACCCAGGAGAAGAUAUUCAUGCCAUUUCGAAUGUCGGGUUAUGUGCCUUUUGGGACACCAAUAGUCAUUGGCCUCCUUCUGCCCAAUCAAACGCUGGUCUCCACUGUGUUCUGGCAGUGGUUGAACCAGAGUCACAACGCAUGUGUCAACUAUGCAAACAAGAAUGCCACCAAGCCCACCCCAGUGACCAAGUUUUUUCAGGGAUAUCUCGGCGCCAUUACCAGCGCCGUCUCAAUAGCAGUGGGACUGAAUUUGCUGAUCCAGAAAGCCAACAAGUUCAGCCCUGCAACUCGGGUUUUGAUCCAGAGGUUUGUGCCCUUCCCUGCUGUUGCCAGUGCCAAUAUCUGUAACGUGGUCCUGAUGAGGCACAAUGAGUUAACAGAGGGAAUUGAUGUGCUGGACUCCAGCGGAAACGUCAUGGGCUCUUCCAGAGUAGCUGCUAAACAUGCACUAAUGGAGACAGCUCUGACUCGAGUCGUCCUUCCCAUGCCUAUCCUGGUGUUGCCUCCCAUCAUCAUGUCGUUUCUGGAGAAGCUGCCUCUGCUCCAGGUACGGAGGAGGCUGGUCCUCCCGGUCCACAGCCUUGUGUGCCUCGCCGCCUUUGGACUUGCUCUGCCCCUCUCCAUCAGCCUCUUCCCUCAGAUGUCAGAGAUUGAGGUGUCCGCACUGGAGCCUGAGAUCGCCGCGGUAACCAACAACAAGACGGUCAUUUACAACAAGGGUCUGUAACUAGGCAGUGGGCAGUAACAGGAAUCUGCCAAUCAACAUCAGGCUACCAGCUACCCGCCACUGAACUCAGAAAAGAGGAUCCAAACCCAAACACUGAAAUGAUUCUGAAUAGUAUUAGGUUUAGAUUUUUUUGUUUCUUGUUUCAUCACUGUUAGACAAUAGGCUUAACAACUUACAUGGCACUAAGCACUUUCUGAAUGCACAGUCUAAUAUAGUUUGUGUUCUAGACCAAGAGUUGACUAACUUACAAGAACACUCCCAUGUGAACUAUGCAAUUAUAGCAUACAGAGCUACUUUCAUAGGUGAUAAUAAUAGUCAUACAUUCUUAGAUUCAAGUACACACUCACACAGACAGCUAAAACUAGUGGCAAUCUCAAAAAAGCUUCAAUGUGAUCGUGAGUAAAUAAUGGAUAGGUUAGUGAGUUUAAAAGGACAACGGUCUAUAAAAUGUGUCAAAAAUGAAAUAUUUACUGUGGAAGUAGUAUUUGAAUAUUUUAACAGGGAUAUUGCAUAGCAGUUUCACGUAGUCCAGGUUUUAAUAUGUGCUUGAUUAGCCCAGUGUAUAACAAGCUCAGGUGUGUCAUAUUAAACUCAUACUAAAACUAGGAAUGGAACAAACUGCUAUGCAAUAAGUCUUUUUGCCAUCUGUUUUAAUAUUUAUAAUGCUAAAACAUCAUAGAUGGAAAUUGAUAAAAAAAAAAAAAUUACAAAAUAAGAAAAAUGACCAAAACAAAUCAGCAAAAAUCCACAAGUGGGCCUACAUAGGAUUUGACAAAAUAAGAAAGUGUCACUCAGCAAGUUUCUUUCUGCAAAUGCACUCUAUGGUAGUUCCAUUAAUGGUGAAGUUAGAGUUCUGGACUCCACAGAGUAUUCCCUUAAGUAAGUUGUGCUGGACCUUCAGGAUCGUUGAGUCGGUGAAAUAACGAGACACAGUUUCAGCAAUCAGUUGAAUUUAUUCACCGGAAUGAAGGCUACACAUAGUGUCUUUCUAGUGGCUGUCUUCUGAGUACUUACCAUAGCGAGUAUACAUACAGGCAGGAGUAAAGUAUAACUAGCAACAUAGCUUAAGGUUUAAAAACAAACGUAGUAAGCAGUAGUAAAGUAAAAUAACAAGAGUGCACGUACUCUGUUACUAGAAGUUAGCCGCCAUUUCCCCUCCUUUCACGAUGUUUUGACUACAGAGGCUAGCUACAAGGGUCAGAAAGUGGCUACGCAUAAUAGAAAUAUAUUUCAGUGCAAGGUGUAGCAGUUCUUUAUAUUUUUCCAUCAUAAAUAUUUCAUUUUUGGCUGCUCUAUCUUUUUAGACUUGUAUCCUUUGCUAUAAGUAUGCUGGAAUCCACACCAUAAGAAAUUAAUUCUACAGAUACACCGUAUCUCUUUGGUUUCCUGUGUGAUACACACUUGCAGACAUAUGGUCAGACAGCAGCCUAGAAAUAGCUCACAGGCCAGUAAAACCUGAGCCAAAGGAAACUACCAGGAAAAUGAAACUGACCACAUAUGUCACUAUUGUAUAGUUCUGCACCAAGAGGUUUGUUUCCGAUCAUAAGUGGCACAGACCCUCCCUGUACAGUGCUGUUGCCUCUGUUGCUCCACUCGUAAUUCUUCAUUUCCAUGCACCUCUCAACCCGGGUUCAAAACCCUGCUGCCCCUGAUAUUGUGUUUCCAUGUUAAUUUAGCCAACCUGCUAAUCCAAGCUGCCCCUGACUGACCAAUCAAGUGACAAGUGGGUGUAAACAUUUAAUCCACACCUGGGGUGAACAGGUUUCUCUGUGCUUUAAUAUUCUUGUAUUUUUUUAAAAAAUAAUUUAGCAACAAGAACCUCAAAAGAAUUGUUAGGAUUGUCAGAAGCAAAGCAAUAUCAUCCAACCUUUUGGUUUUAAAACAAAUGAAUGCGACUUUAGCCACAAGUCAUGCUGGGAAACAAAUGGCACCAUCCGUCGAAAACUCGUAUUGCAUGGAAAUUGAGUUUUCACUCAAUUAGGUGAACUAGGGUAGGCUGUCAGUGGGGUUUAAGGAGCAAUGCGGGAGAAACCGGAUCAGCUUGGAUUGGUGCUUUAUCUGUGCUCAUGGAAACGAGGUGUAACAGUCACUUGAGAAAGAUGAUUGCCAUUGAAGAAGUGCAGUGAAGGAAGAGACUUGCCGGACCCCUAAUAGCAAGCACUGGAAAGUACAGCUAACCUGUGAAUCAGUCUUAAUGUCCAAGAAUUCACUACAUUUGCAACAAGGUGUCUUUCUAGUGUUGCAUAACGUAACACUCUACACUAAACCUCACCUACAUGAAUCAACACUGAGCUGAAGAGUGGCCGAAUAUACUUCUGGCAGGAACAGUUUAAACUCUGAAAAAUACCUGUGAUGCAGUCAUCCUGGACAGUUUUGUAAUUAUUAUUAUUAUUAUUUAAUUUGAAGAAUAUACUUGCAUGAAAUUCAGUAGAAAUUUGAAUUUUGGUAGACUGGUUGUUUUCAGAUAUGGAGUCAACAUGGAUGAAUUAAUUGGUUGUUUGCAACUGUUUAUGCAUAGAUUUCUUCUCAUGUCUUUCAAACUUGAGUAACACUUUACAUCGUGUCUCUAAUUACUAUGUAUUUAUAUAGUAGUUACUAAGUAAAUACAUGUGUACUUAAACAUAAUUACAAUGUUAUUAUGCAGCGUUACAAUGUACUUAAUGUAUAAAUAUUUUUGCACACUAUAUGUAACUACACAAUUGUUUCAGAAAAGGGUUAGGGUUAUAUUGUGCAAAACACAAGUACAUUGUAACUGUGUAGUUAUGUGUAAGUACACAUGUAUUUACUAAGUGACUGCUAUGUAAAUACACAGUAAUUAGAGACACUUAAUGUAAAGUGUUACCCAAACUUGCAUUUGCUGUUUGGGUUUAGUUGCUCUCUUUACUACAAAUCAGCAUUGGCAAUAAAUAUAUAUAUA
This is a messenger RNA of Acipenser ruthenus (sterlet), 4055 nucleotides long. RefSeq names its product sideroflexin-5-like. Gene Ontology annotation, cellular component: mitochondrial inner membrane. The transcript has 14 exons. Gene Ontology annotation, molecular function: citrate transmembrane transporter activity; monoatomic ion transmembrane transporter activity. Bases 161 to 1138 code for a protein of 325 amino acids. The record is from RefSeq and is a predicted model, not a curated record. Gene Ontology annotation, biological process: citrate transport; monoatomic ion transport; mitochondrial transmembrane transport. Lineage: Eukaryota; Metazoa; Chordata; Actinopteri; Acipenseriformes; Acipenseridae.